Messenger RNA from Trematosphaeria pertusa, 1184 nucleotides. RefSeq lists its product as uncharacterized. Bases 1 to 1119 code for a protein of 372 amino acids. Lineage: Eukaryota; Fungi; Ascomycota; Dothideomycetes; Pleosporales; Trematosphaeriaceae. The record is from RefSeq and is a predicted model, not a curated record. The transcript has a single exon.
AUGAGCUCUCACGUUUCCGACAUGGUGUCUGCUACUCCCGCUGCUCAGGCCACUCCGGUUUCUCCACCUAACGUAGCCGCCCAGGAUUCUUCUGCCGUCCAGGCCACUCCGGUCGUUCAGCCCACCGUCGCUGUUCAGCCUCCUGUCGUCCAGACCACUCCGGCUGGUCAGACCUCUACCAAGCUGACCCAUGAGCGACUUAUCAACAAGCUCAUGAUCCAGUAUGAGAAGGUAGCCGAGACAUACCCAGACGAGAAGGACCAAGAGCGCGUCAAAGCUCUCCAGGCCGUCAUCCAAGAAGCCAUUGACGACACUAAAGCGGUCAUGGACAGCGGCGAAUAUGUCUCCCCUGGCCAGAUGAAGCACGAUGUCGACUACCAGAUCCAGAAAGUUCACAAACGCUUCGACCUCCAUGCCAAGCUCGUCAAGUUCGUUAGAGACCACCGCAGGAAGAAUAUGAUCGAGGAAUACACCCCCGAGAAUGCAGGCAAUGCGCACACUACUCCCGGCCCCAGCGAGGCUGCUGCUGCUCAGCAGAGCCAAGCCGUCUUCCAGAGCCCCGGCGUCGAAGCCGCGUCGAUUCUCGAGAGCAUGCGCACCAGCAAGCCCGCCAGCAAGCCCGCCGCCAAGAAGAGCGCGGCGAAGACCUCACACAUCAUCAAGCGCUCGAUCCCGGCUGCAGCCCCAGCUACCAGGCAGCCAGCCACCACUCAACAGGCCACCACUCAGCCAGCUCUCAGCAGCAAAGCCAAAGGCAAGCAGCGCGCCGUCGAGCCCUCGUCCCCGAUCUCUCCCACCAACAACAAGCGCAAGCGCUCUGGCGACGACAACACCGCCGCCGCCCCGACGACCCCGCCCAAGCGAUCCAAGUACGCCGGCUUCCUCUCCGUCCCCGUCAUCGACACCACCAAGACCGCGGAGCAGGUGUUCUUCGAUGGUGUUGAGUACGCUGUCCAGAACUACCUGGUCCAGAUGAACGGCAUGGCCAACGAGAUGACGCGCACCUUUGCUCACUCGGGCGACUUCCAGAAAUACGUCAUGCAUGGACUUGGACUCGGUAUCAGGGAUGGCGAGGUGGUCAAUGUGGCAACGUAUGGCCAGGAUGCUGGUGGUGAGUAGAGGGGUGUCGGUGUUGUACGAUACCGUGACUGGUUCGUGGUGUUGUUGAACACGAUAGAUUGAUU